Brassicogethes aeneus is the source of this 1402-nucleotide messenger RNA. Lineage: Eukaryota; Metazoa; Arthropoda; Insecta; Coleoptera; Nitidulidae. The record is from the annotation of a GenBank genome assembly.
UUUUCUGAAUUUCACGCAAGUUACGCCCAUAUUUGUUGUUAUCUAUUUUGACAAACUUUUCUAUAUGUUUUGUUAAUUGGUUUUGUGUUUUGUGAAAAUAUCCUGAUAUAAUAUAUAACAGAAUGAGCUGGAAAGUAGUUAAAUUUUUGAAUGAGGAUCAAGUGGAAGCAGUCCCUACCUCUUGGAUAACCGAGGACUUAGAAUAUUGUUAUUUUCCACGAGAAACAGAAAACUUUAAGAAGGCAAUUAGGCAAUGCUUUCCUGUCAAACCAUUUUGGAAAAAAUAUGCUGUGGAAGUGUUAAGCCGAAAAUCCUAUUCAAAAUUUGCAGUUGCUUCAGCAAAGGCCUCCAAAGCAUGCUGCACUUCAGACCUAUCAGAAAUAGAAGUUUUAAAAAAAAAGAGGGUGCCCAAAAGAAAAUAUGUAAGCAGCAGUGAUAGUGAUAAUGAACUUCUGCUAAAAAUUCCAAAAUUUCCAACUAUUAAAACCAAUAAAGUAGUGGAAAAAGAAACUAUAAAACAUACACCCUUAAACAAAAUAAUUGAAUCAGCCAAAGAAUCUGGUUGUUUAACAGUCGAGUUAGCCAAAGAAGCUGGUUGUUCAUCAGUUGAGUUAUCCAAAGAAUCUAGUUGUUCACUAGUUGAAUUAUCCAAAGAAUCUGAUUGUUUACUAAAUGAAUUAUCCAAAGAAUCUGAUUGUUCACCAGAUGAGUUACCCCAAGAAUCUGGUUGUUCACCAGUUGAGUUGGAUUUUUUUGAUGAAAUCUCAUUGGCUGAUAAUCUAGAUAAUGGAGAAAAAGAAAAUGAACCACUAAAGUGUAUUCUUAAAAAAGUUUUAAUAAACAACAAAAUGAUCAAUACAAUCUUUAACGCAGUUCAAAGAAUUGAAGAAAGACAAAAAAUUUUAAUAACAGAAUUUAAAAAAAAUCAGAAACAACUUCCAUCAACAGAUUCAGUAGACAAUUUUGAAUUUAAGGAAAAAUUUCCAUUAAAAAAUGAAGUUGAACUAGAAGAAAUGGAAAUUAUUUUAAAAAAUUCAGAAAUUAAAAAUAAAAUGGUUUUAUUUUUUUCAAAACAAGGAGGGAUAGACUUUAAAGAAUGCACACGGAGAUGUUUAAAAUUAUGCCUCACUGAAAAUUUGGCAAACACCUUCUCAUUUAUGGGACAAAAGAACAAAAAAAAAUUUUCUUCUUUAUCAAUUUGUGAAGUGGUAUUAGAUGCAGUGCAAGAGUUCGAUCCAACUUGUACCAAAAAGCAAAUUGAAUUACAUAUCGCAUAUUGGUUAACAAAAUCUAAAGAAAGAUUGAAGCAAAUUCGUGUUUAAAUGAUUUGUUUUUAGAAUAUACUUUUUUGUUUUUUUUUAUGAAGAACUAUUUGGUUUUUUCUUUUAUAAAGAAAUAUUUU